Molecule: messenger RNA, 810 nt
Organism: Rhodotorula toruloides NP11
Lineage: Eukaryota; Fungi; Basidiomycota; Microbotryomycetes; Sporidiobolales; Sporidiobolaceae
Product: 6-phosphogluconolactonase
Exons: 4
Coding region: 1-810 (269 amino acids)
Biological process (GO): pentose-phosphate shunt; carbohydrate metabolic process
Molecular function (GO): 6-phosphogluconolactonase activity
Source: RefSeq, a predicted model, not a curated record
AUGUCCUCUGAGGCACCCGCACCCAGCAAGAAGGCCACCGAGCCCAUCCUCUACGGGUUCCCUUCGACCGACGACCUCUCGCAGGCCCUCGCCAACUUCGUCCUCGCGGCGCAGGACGAGGCGCUGAAGAAGCAGGCGACGUUCAAGAUUGCCAUCUCUGGCGGCUCGCUGCCCAAGGUGCUCGGCAAGAACUUGAUUGGCCGCUCCGACGUUCCGUGGGACAAGUGGGAGGUCUUCUUCGCUGACGAGCGCGUCGUUCCCCUCGACCACGAGGAGUCCAACUUCCGCCUCAACGACGAGAACCUCUUCACCCAUGUCCCCAUCCCUCGCCAAAAUAUCCACGUUAUCGACACCUCGAAGCUCGACGACCCCGAGGCGGUCGCGGACGACUACGAGAAGCAGCUCGUCGCCUCCUUCGUCGGAUCCAGCUCUAUCGCCUUCCCUCGGUUUGACCUCGUUCUUCUCGGCAUUGGCCCCGAUGGCCACACCUGCUCGCUCUUCCCUGGCCACCCUUUGCUGAACGAGAUGGACGGCUGGGUCGCCUGGCUCGACGACUCGCCCAAGCCUCCCCCCACGCGCAUCACGCUCACCUACCCCGUCCUGAAUCACGCGCACCGCGUCGCGUUCGUCUCGUCGGGCGAGAGCAAGCAGGAGAUUAUGGAGAAGGUGCUCGACCACCCCGAGGAGGGUCUUCCGGCGAGCAGGGUCAAGGUCAUCUCGCCUGGCCGGGUCUACUUCUUCUCGGACGAGGCGGCCCUCGGACGCGUCAAGUACGAGCGUACCAAGUUUGAGGACUCGUCAAAACUCUGA